CGAAGAAGUAAAACUGACUCAUACGUAAAACCGAGGAGAAAAGGAAAUAUACAUAGUCGAAGGGCUUAAAGCAGUAAGGACGAUCAAGUUCUCUCUAGGGUACCUGGAAGAGAGGUAAAACUGUAAAGGGAGUCAAGGGACGAGAUCACGAGACGGGUCGGCGAUACGAGUGAUAGAGUUUCUGUGAAGGGCCGGUCGAAGGGCGAGUCCUUCAAUCUGUUCUGCUCUACUCGAGAAUCCUUCUUCGUCUGGUAUACAGAGGCGAAAGGGAUGGCCGAUGGGCAGAACAAUACCUCUUACCCGCUUCACGAAUCCGUUUUUAAUGGCUACGUCAAAAAGCUCUCUGGGCUUCUGAGGACCAACAAUGUCGAGAAAAAGGACAAACACGGAAAUACUGCUCUUCAUUUGGCUGUGAUGCUUGGACGUAAAGAAUGUGUUCAACUUUUGCUUGCUCACAAUGCUCCGGUCCGUGUUAAAAAUCUAGCUGGAUGGAGUCCUUUGGCAGAAGCGAUCAGCUAUGGUGACAGACAAACAAUUGUGUCAUUAGUUAGAAAAUUGAAAUCACAAAGACGGGAACAUAUAGAAAAGAGACGACCUAGCUUAGUGGAAGCUUUAAAACAGAUGGGUGAUUUUUAUAUGGAACUCAAAUGGGAUUUUACUAGUUGGGUGCCAUUAGUGUCCAGAGUUCUUCCUUCUGACAUAUGCAAAAUUCACAAAAAAGGGUCUUGCAUACGCCUGGAUUCAACCUUGGUCGAUUUUAACGAUAUGAGAUGGGAAAGAGGUGAUGUCAGCUUUCUAUUCAUCGGCCAUGUGAAACCAUCAGAAGCUCUUACCAUUUUAGAUAAUAAGGAAGGACUAUAUCAAAGAGUACGGUAUGAGGAAACAGAGACGGAGAUUGAGGAUGAAGUAGAUAUUUUAAUGAGCAGUGAUAUAAUGGCUGCUCAGAUGUCAACAAAAUCAAUUACUUUUACGAAAGCACAAUCUGGUUGGUUCUUCCGUGAAGAUAGAAAGGAAACAGUUGGAACUUUUGAAGCAGAUGUGUAUGAUGUGAAUGGAAUGGUGCUUGAAUCCCGCAAAAGGAGGGAACAUCUGUCUGAAGAGGAUCUUCAAAAAAACAAAGCGAUUAUGGAAAAACUGACUAAAGGCAACACCCCAAUUAUCGACUGCAAUGGGGAAGUCUUAGGGCGUAGAAGUUCUCUAACACCUCCUGCCAACCCCAGGGUAAGUUGGGAGGAGUAUAUCAACAGUGAACCAGGUGAAUAUCCAACACUCGGAAGGAAACUUGUUCACAAAGAGACCACCAAAGCCUUUAGAGCUACAGUAGCAAUGAGUCCUAACUUUCCAUUGUCGGUGAGCAUGCUGUUAGAUGUAUUGGAAGUAAUAGGGCCUUUUAAACAUUUUAACAAAUUAAGGGAGUUCAUCCAGAUCAAACUGCCACCUGGUUUUCCAGUGAAAAUAGAAAUACCUAUAUUACCCACUGUCACUGCAAAAAUAACAUUCCAAGAUUUUGAAUUUAAGGAUGAAAUCGACUCUAAGAUAUUUGAGAUCCCUCCGUAUUAUGUAGAAGAUCAAAACAGGUUUCCAGACAUAUGACCUGCACAGAGCGUCUGGUUAACAGAAUCAGGGAUCGAGUUUGAACUUUCUCCAAUGUACACCUGCCUUAUAGUUAUACAAGAAUGAGUGUUUAUUAUUAUCGGAAAUGUACUUUUUAUUUUUUAUGGAGGAAACAGUCUCAAAUUUGCCCCCAUCCUUCCAUUCGAAAACCGGUGUGACAAAAAAUAUAUAGAAAUCAAAUUGUGGACUUUUUAAAUAGGCGUUUAAACAAGUUGAAUUUCUAACAAUAUGUGUUUGUGUGUGGGCUUUGUGUAAAUUUAUGUACAGGGUACGAAUAAUUUCAUAAGAUCUUGUAAAUCACAUCUGGUAUGAACAUUAAUCUUCAAACUUACUUUCAGAUUCUCGCUGAACUAAGUAGGAAACAUUAAUGUUACCCAAUACACUUAUCAAAGGAGGAUAAAAAUACUUGAAGAAAUGAAAUAAUAUUCAUAAAAGUAGGUGUUAAUUUUGGGAUUAUUUAUAUUUUCUUCUUCUUUUAUUUAUUAUUAGUUUUUAAAAGCACUUGUGAUUUUAUUGUCCAAUAAUAAAAAAUAAAUGAUGUCGAGUCUCUUGAUAGAAAGCAUUCAGCAAAAUUUUCUUUAAAAGAAUAAUUUUUGUAUUAAAUUAUUUGAAAAUGUAAUACCUUUAUGUGUUUGUUUUUAACAAUAAAAAAAAAGCAAAAUGAUACUGGAAAUGUUAGUUGUCUUGUGAUGUUGAAAAUGGUCUUGUAUUAAGAUUUAUUUCAAAAAGUUAAAUUAAUACAUAAUUAUACAAAAAUAUAUAUCAAACAUUGCAAUCAAAUCAUUAUUACAUAUGUAAUUAGAUUAUUCGUGAAUGUUCCCCAGUUAUAUCGUCAAAAUAUAAGGCAGAGUUUUUAUUAGUAAAAGGGCAGUUAGCCGACUAGCUCAAGAUUAAUCCCGCCCUUUUUUUGUCUAGUCAUGUCAAAACUACAUUUUUGAUCAAUAUUAAUCUAUUAUUUUUAGUACUGGGUGCAUUGUGGUCAAUUUUUUAUUGUACUGGGAUAUUGCAAAUUGUCAAAAAUAAAAGUGGCAUUUCUUCGAAAGUUGAAAACUUAAGAUGCUGAGUUGUGGAAAUUAAUUAUCGGUGUUUUUUCAUUUAGAUGUCCUUGUCCAUUUGAAUGA
This is a messenger RNA of Cimex lectularius (bed bug), 2735 nucleotides long. RefSeq names its product ankyrin repeat domain-containing protein 13C. The coding region runs from base 271 to 1593 and encodes 440 amino acids. The record is from RefSeq and is a predicted model, not a curated record. Gene Ontology annotation, molecular function: protein binding. Gene Ontology annotation, cellular component: cytoplasm. Lineage: Eukaryota; Metazoa; Arthropoda; Insecta; Hemiptera; Cimicidae. The transcript has 10 exons.